Messenger RNA from Sander lucioperca (pikeperch), 4323 nucleotides. RefSeq names its product izumo sperm-egg fusion protein 1. Gene Ontology annotation, biological process: heterotypic cell-cell adhesion; fusion of sperm to egg plasma membrane involved in single fertilization; sperm-egg recognition. The record is from RefSeq and is a predicted model, not a curated record. Gene Ontology annotation, molecular function: signaling receptor binding; protein binding involved in heterotypic cell-cell adhesion. Gene Ontology annotation, cellular component: acrosomal membrane; plasma membrane. The transcript has 11 exons. The coding region runs from base 359 to 1360 and encodes 333 amino acids. Lineage: Eukaryota; Metazoa; Chordata; Actinopteri; Perciformes; Percidae.
UCGUUUUUUAUUAACCUGAACCUAGCUGCAACUACUAACUACUAACUACUUUGAAGGGUGAACAGACCAUUCUAUUGCGGUUGUAGGUCUAGGGACUAACGCUAGGUUAGUUAGCUAGCUAGCUAAUAACCAUAGACUGUAUAUUAUUAAUAAUAUACAGUCUAUGCUCAUAACAGCGGAAUCUGACCGGCCUGGACUGUGUGGUGCCAACCUUAGUUUUACAGACUAUGCCAUGGUACCAAAUCAACACCUGGAUUAGCACCGAGAUUGUACAACUGUCCUGUCUUUAACUGUCUAUGGAACAAACCAGCUACAUGGAAACUGCACUAAGUGAAAAAGCUCAGGAUACAUAGGGCAAAUGCUGCUGGUGCUGGUGUCCCUGCUCUGCUGUGUCCCUGCAGCCAAGGCCUGUCUGCAGUGUGACCGCAGGAUCAGGCUCCUACUCGAGGACUUUGUCCUGUCUGCUCCCACUGUGAACAACCAGAUUGAAAUGAAAAAGAUUUGUGAUCAUGCAUACGUGACCUACAGAGAGACCAGCCAGGAGCGAAAGGGAGUCAUUGAUCCCACCACUCUGUACAGAGCCAGCACUGAGUACCAGAGUGAAUUUGACCGCUUCUUGAAAACCAAGCACACUGGAUCUGUAACAUUUGAAGCCAUUCAGAUCCUGGAGAAGGGCAGGAAAAUCCUAGAAAAACACUUGGACACAUUUAUUCGUGAUGGAUUGUGCCCCAACAAGUGUGGUCUUUUGAAACAAAGAGUAAUAGAUUGUAUCUCCUGUCGCUACAAGAUAUACAUCUGUCCCUCUCCCUCUGGCCAGCUGGACUGCGGUGAGUACCCAGUGCUGGCUGAGGAGGGAGGCCAGGCAGUGUUGAACUGUUUCCUUCCAUGGCAUCGUCUUCUGUUGGAAAGACCAGAGUACCACUACUCCUGGGCCCCUGGCGUGCCAGGAACUGAAACGCUGAUCGAGAGUGACUUCAAAGCCUUGGUAGUGACAGAUGACUCAUCUGUUGUCUUAAAUCAGCUGCAUAUGGAUGAACAAGGAACGUAUCGCUGCUCUCUGCAGGAUCAAAGUGGAACCGUCUUCUACCAAGUCACUUUCCUACUCGCUGUCUCCCAUUUACCUGACCAAACACACCGACCCAUGAUCACUCUGCCCUCACUCCCCCACGGAGACAACUACUCACCUUUUCAACCUACUGCGGGCCUGCUGGUGCCAGUCAUCGUCAUGGUUACUGCUUUGAGUCUGGCAGCGAGCGUAGGCCUCCUAGUUGUCCUGGGAAUGAUGAUGAGUCAGAGGAGAGCCGCUGAGAAGCCGAGCAGAAGGAGGAGGGAGGGAAAAAACACACAUAACACAGUGUGAUGAAAAUACUGUAUACAGUACAUACAGUAAAUGCCAGGGAGGUUUUACUCACUUCAUAUUGGAUAUUUCUGUCAGUGGCUGAAUAAAUUCCCCAACACAAAGUGCUAAGUCAUGUCUAGAAAUAACACAGAAGUGAGAAAAGCACAAAGGGUGUCUAAAUGUUUUUGAUAAAUAUAUUGUUUGUCCUAAACGAUGAACUAGGAUUGUCAAUGUGAAUCAAACACUACGAUCUCACUCAGAAAAAAGAAUGUUUGUGGUGUAAGAAAACUAGAGCGUGCAACACACACACUUAUAUACACACACACACACACACACACACACACUAAAAAUCCCCCAGAAACCGUCAACUUUCCAUAACAUUAAGCACCAGCUUGUCAGAACACAUGAAUGAUCUCACCCCAGCAGGGUCACGUUCCCCCUGAAUGGAGUGAUGGUGGGAGUUUAUGAGAGGAAUAAUGGAUGAGGUAAAUCUCCCGGAUUACAGUGUUUUUUUUUCAGAGAUUAAAAGCCCCAGUCAUCCAAUUAAUCCUGGAUAAUCCCCCUGUGGGAGGAGGGGGGGAGACGUGGUGGGGUUAAAGAUAGCAGCAGAUGUUUUCAUCAGGGUUUCAUUAAAUGUUUAUGUAUCUAAAUAUUCAUUCAGAAAGACUUUUGCAUUACUUAUAAUGUCACCGUUUUCUUGCAACACGAUCACCAGACUUUAAUUCUGUUUCCGUCUGCCUACAGUAUGCUCUCUGUAGAUUUUGAUGACACAAGUUGAUUCAAAAGAUAGUCACCUCUUUCUGUCACAUGUCAUAUUUCUGCUCACGCUUGCCUUUUUUCAUCUUUCAUAAAUUGUGCUAUUGUCAGCACCUAGCUUGCUUUCAAUGUAAAAGUCAAACUUCCUGCGAUAGGACAGUAGAAAGUCGUCAUCAUCAACCACAGCUAAUUCACACCCAUCUCUCAGCAUUGUGUCAGGCCAGAUGUAUUAUUGGCUGAUUCCUUGCCAACCAUGACGCUCUGAUGUGCUAACAUCGGAAAGAUAAUGAAACAUCUGAACAGUCUUCACAUCCAGGAACAGUAAAUAAGUCACCUCUGAAAUCAAUCAGUGCUCAGGUUUUUUAGGGUAAUUUCUGAUAAACAUCAGGUUUAGUCAGUUAUGGGUUAUGAUCUAUGACGAAUGUAGCUUGGGUUGUGAUGAUACAGUAUGAGGGUGUGUGUGUGUGUGUGUGUGUGUGUGGAUGUUGAGGCCUGCAUGGAUGGUGACAGGAUGUAUGUACGGUGCUUUUUCCUGUCUAGCUGCUGAGAUGGGGGCGAAUGUUAAAAAAAGAAACCAUUCUUUUAGACUCCCUCACACAGAGACACGUCACACUCGUCCAACUCAAUAGACCUCAUUACUUCGCUGUGGGUUUAUACGUGUGUGUUCAAGCCCAAAGUGCAGAUUGAGGCUACAGUAAAUGCAUGCUCAGCGGCUCUGCUGACAGCCAUGAUGUACUGUGUACCAAAGUGUGUGUCUGUGCGUAUGUGUGUGUGGAGUGAAUUUGCAGCCUCAGCAGGGGGAGAGCAUGACAAAGUGGGAGUGCUGCUGAGGGGCCAGCAGGCAGCGGUGAGGGAAAGAAGGGAAGUGGGAACGUGAAGAAAGUGGAGUCAGAGGUUUGAGUGGGAGACGUACGUGGGAAGGCAGAGUAAUUUGAACGUGGGUUGUGAGGAAAUUAGGACAAAGAUAUCAGAUUAAACUUUGAUAUAAAUGGUCCCACACUACACACUGUACAUAAACUAUGUUUUUCUGUAGAUUACAGGACAAUGUUAUCCAGUGGUGGAAAGAAAUCUACAAUAUCCUACUCAUUUAGAAUUACUGGACUUAAAUAUUACAUAUUUAGAAUUGAGACAACUACUCAAGUAAAAGCACAAUAAGACUGCUCUUGAGAUAUACUUUAAGCCCCUAAAACUUCAACUCUAAGGUGUUUCACUAAAUAUUCACAACUAAAUAAGCAACAAUCAAAGUUUCAAAGCAAGUUUAACAUUAAAAAAUGAAUCAGUUUAAUCAGGACACAGACUUAAAACCAGAAGAUUAAACUACAAAAAAGAGAAGUCACUCAUCUUAAAUAACUGUUCUAACUUUAAAGAAACUUUAAGGUCACCAACAAAAAGCCAACAUGGCUUCCUGAGUCUAACCUUUUUAACAGGAAUACACCCUACCAACCGUCUCCGAUUCAUUGUUUUCUUACAAAGAACCAUGUAAUGUGUCCUCUUUACUAUUUAGCAUUAUUAAUGAAAAAAUGAUAUCCAGUGCACCGUGCAGCUGUUUUAUUGUGAGGCAGGGAUUUUAUUUUUUGUGCUGUGUAAUAGACUGUCAUAGAGAAGAAAGAUACAUGUGCUAUAGAUUUCCCAGCAGAGCAGCAACAAAGCAAUUCAAACUUGUUCUGGUAUUUUAUCAGUGCAACAUUUCCUCAAAAUAAAAAGCAACAACCAAAAGGGAAAACAUUGAGAGGAAUGUGUUACUUUAGUGUGUGAUCUGCAUGAAAACAGAAGCUGUAAUGCAGUGGCAUAGAGAAGCUCAGGUUUAAUCUAACCUAAAUAACUAGAGGCGGUUGGGUUUUAACGUCCUCAUUUAACAUAAAAACACUGGAUAACCCCAAACGACCAAGUGCGCGUAGGAAAAUCAGAUUUGACGUCAGUGUCCAUAUGAGGAGUGACGGUCAGGCUAUAUAUGGUCGUUCCGCUUGUGACGUUGUUCCUUUUGUGGAAAACAAAGGAGGGGCCGCGGUGACCCCGCCCCUCUCACAGCUGUUAUCAAUGAACAAGUGAAACUCAAACUACAGUAAAGAUGAUUUUAACAGACCUGACGGAGAAUUCAACACGUGCUCUCUAGAUAUAUUUACAGUAGAUUUUAAAAUCAUCUCCAAAAGUUCUUUAUUAUCUUAAAAUUCGCACAGAAAAAAAAAAAUCUUUUUUAUUCUUUGAGAGCCUAUUUUAGUCGUUAAAAA